Setaria italica (foxtail millet) is the source of this 2058-nucleotide messenger RNA. RefSeq lists its product as uncharacterized. The record is from RefSeq and is a predicted model, not a curated record. The transcript is spliced from 4 exons. Lineage: Eukaryota; Viridiplantae; Streptophyta; Magnoliopsida; Poales; Poaceae. Bases 1 to 2058 code for a protein of 685 amino acids.
AUGGUUGACUCAUCUGACCCAGCAUGGAAGCAUUGUACUUGUCCGAAUCCAGCCAAGAAGAAUUCUCUGAAGUGCAACUAUUAUGAGAAUACUUACACCGGUGGUAUUACUCGAAUCAAGUACCACCUUGCCAAGAUUCCAAAGUCUAAUGUUGCUAAGUGUGACCGUGUCCCGUCUGAUGUAAAGGAUGAAAUGUAUAAAUUAUUGACUAAGAAGAAGAAUGCAAAGGAAAAUAAGGCCAAGCAUAAGGAGGUUGCUAGAGCUAUGGUAGACUUGAGUCACUCGGAAGGAGAAGGAGGGUUUAGUGAUGAUGACACUGAAACAACUUCUGUUGUUGUGCUAAUGAAAGAGAGAAGCUCAAGUGGACCUAUUGAGAAGUACUACAAGCUAACACCAAAAGAGGUUAUAAAUGCAAGGAAAGGCAAAGGGCUCGCCGAGAAGGUCCAGUCAAAGAUUUCAACUCAGAAAAGAGAAGAGAAGAGGGAUCGUGCAUGUGAGUACACCUGUCAGUUUUUCUAUGAAGCAAGCAUUCCACACAAUGCAGUGACCCUUCCAAGCUUUGACCUUAUGCUUGAAGCAAUUGGAGACUACGACAGAAACUUGCAAGGUCCUAGUCCAUAUGAGAUGGGUGGCCCAUUCGUGCAGAAAAGGAAAAGAAGGGUGCUGGAUUCACUCAAGGCACAUAAGGAAUCUUGGGAGCUCACUGGUUGUAGCGUGAUGACAGAUGCUUGGACAAAUAAAAGAUGCCGAGGGGUGAUGAAUUUGGUUGUUCAUAGUGCAUAUGGUGUUUGUUUCCUUGAAUCUAUGGACUGUUCAGCUGUGAAGAAGGAUGGAAAAUAUAUCUUUGAACUAAUUGAUAGGUGUAUAGAUGACAUAGGGGAGAAAAAUGUAGUUCAAGUGAUGACUGACAAUGCUAGAGUUAAUGAUACAGCUGCUAGUUUAUUGAGAGCAAAGUGCCCCACCAUAUAUUGGAAUGGUUGUGCUACCCAUUGUAUUGAUCUCAUACUGGAAGACAUAGGGAAGCUGCCAUCAGUGGAUGAAACAAUUGCUAAGGCAAGGUCUUUGACUGUGUUCCUUUAUGCUCACACAAGGGUCUCGGAACUCAUGAGGAAAUUCCUUAGCAAAGAUUUGGUCAGGUCUGAUGAACUCAAUGAAAUGGGGUACUUGAACAAGGUGAAAGGGAAGAAUGCCAGUAGAGUUGUCCGCUCUGAUAAAUUUUGGAAAGGAGUUGAUAAUGCUGUUAAUUUCUUUGAGCCAUUGGUUAAUGUCCUCAGGAGAAUGGACAGUGAUGUACCAUCUAUGGGCUUCUUGUAUAGCUGCUUGUUGGAUGCAAAGGAAGAAAUCUCUCAAAGAUUUGACGAUGACCGUGGUCGAUUUCAGGAAGUAUGUGAUAUCAUUGACAAGAGGUGGGACAACAAGUUGAAGACACCACUACAUAGGGCCGGUUACUACCUGAACCCAUAUUAUUAUUAUCUAAAGAAGCUAGAUAUUGAGUUAGAUGGAUCAUUCAGAGAAGGACUAGUAAGCUGUGUCACAAAGAUGGUUGAAGAUAUUGAAGUUCAAGACCAAAUCAUUGCUGAGUUGGAGCACUAUCAGGAUGCAAAUGGUACAUUUGGAAAGGAAAUGCCUAUAAGACAAAGGAGAAACAAAAAAUUUGAUCCAGUUCACCACGUCACAAUUUAUAUGCAGGAUGACAAAGUUAGGGACCCAAUUGAGAAGGCAAUUGCUAAUGUUCUUCUCGAGGAUGAUGAAAAUGAGUGGAUCACUGGAAUUGUGCCAAAUGUUGAACAAGGACAUGAAGCCGAGCAAGCUGAAGCAUCAUCAAAGGGAGAAUCUUCACAGGGAGCAGCAACAACACAGUCCAAAAGAAAGAGAGGUAUCCAGCAUCGGUGCCUUAGGAAGAGGAGGAAGAUUGUUCCUGUCAUGGAUGAUGAAGUGCAAUCUGCUUCCUCUUCAGAAUCAGAAGAUAAUUUGGACAUCGACAUGCAAUCUCUAUCAACUUCUGACGAGGAUGAUGACAAAUCCAUCUCUCGCUCUAGUGAUGAUGAAGAUAUUUAG